Messenger RNA from Portunus trituberculatus (swimming crab), 11159 nucleotides. RefSeq names its product ankyrin repeat domain-containing protein 17-like. Gene Ontology annotation, biological process: innate immune response. Gene Ontology annotation, molecular function: RNA binding; protein binding. The record is from RefSeq and is a predicted model, not a curated record. Lineage: Eukaryota; Metazoa; Arthropoda; Malacostraca; Decapoda; Portunidae. Gene Ontology annotation, cellular component: cytoplasm.
GAACCAUCUCAUCCGGGGCCCCGAAUUCGGUAAUGGCGGGUGUCGGCCCUUAGUGUCCCUCUCAAUAAUCUCCGUUUUGAUCGUUUCUCAGGUGAUAUGAACGCUCUACCAUGCUCUCUGGCGCCUGGAGAACCAUUUAGCUGUGAAAGAUGCAGAAUGUGGUGCGUGGGAGUCUCGGGAACAGCGGCAAAGAGAGGUUAUUACUAGAGGGCGAGAAGAAGGUUGACUCUCCGCCUUCACAAAGUAAUCAUCCGGAUAAUAAAUGCCAGGCGUAUGCGGACCUCCAGGACAAAUUCUUCACGGUAUCCGGCGAGUCUGAUAGCGAAGACGGUGAGGGAUCGGAGGUGGAGCUGUAUACCCUGGGUGAGGGGGAGGGGGAGGAGGAGGAGGUGGGUGGAGCUGGUGGCAGUGUCCGCAACAAGUUCCUGUUGUCCGCAGCAGCCCAUGCCACAGCAGCCACUCCUGAGCUUGGAGCUGCCACACAUCACACCCAGCCACAUUUUGAUCCAGACACACACUCUCGACUAGUGGCCCUUCUGGAAGCUGCUGUUUCCUCAUCCUCAGACCCGGAGGUGUUGCGUCGCCUCACCUCCAGUGUGUCGUGUGCCCUGGACGAAGCUGCUGCCGCACUCACGCGCAUGCGCUCAGAGACAGUUGGGGGAGGAGCAGCCGCAGCAGCAGCCACAGUGGGAAGCAGCAGCAGCAGCAGCAGUAGCAGCAGCAGCAGCAGUAGCAGCAGUAGCACCCCUGGGGACGGACAGCGCACCCUGGUGGAGGCCUGCACAGACGGGGACGUGCCCACCGUCCGCAGGCUGUUGGACGAGGGCAGGUCUGUCCACGAGACCACCGAGGAGGGGGAGAGCCUCCUCUCUCUGGCCUGCUCUGCUGGGUAUUACGAAUUGGCCCAAGUUCUCCUCGCCAUGCGUGCCAACGUGGAGGACCGGGGUAUUAAGGGAGACUGCACCCCACUGAUGGAGGGAGCCUCUGCUGGCCAUGUAGAGAUAGUGAAGCUCUUGAUUGCCCAUAAUGCAGAUGUCAAUGCCCAGUCCUCCUCAGGCAACACCCCUCUUAUGUAUGCCUGUGCAGGAGGACACACCGAUGUUGUCAAGGUCCUGCUACAUCAUGGAGCCAAUGUGGAAGACCACAAUGAGAAUGGCCACACACCUUUGAUGGAAGCUGCUUCAGCAGGCCAUGUUGAAGUAGCUAAGAUCCUACUUGAGAAAGGUGCUGGCAUCAACACCCAUAGCAACGAGUUCAAGGAGUCGGCCCUGACACUGGCAUGCUACAAGGGCCAUCUAGAGAUGGUCAAGUUCCUGCUGGAUGCCGGGGCCGACCAAGAGCAUAAGACAGAUGAAAUGCAUACAGCCCUCAUGGAAGCCAGCAUGGAUGGCCAUGUGGAGGUGGCCCGCCUCUUACUAGACUCUGGGGCACAGGUGAACAUGCCUGCAGAUAGUUUUGAGUCCCCACUUACCCUAGCUGCAUGUGGGGGCCACACAGACUUGGCCCUGCUGCUCCUGGAGCGUGGGGCCAACAUUGAGGAGGUCAAUGAUGAAGGCUACACCCCCCUCAUGGAGGCAGCCAGGGAGGGUCAUGAGGAGAUGGUUACCCUACUGCUUGCCAGAGGUGCCGACAUCAAUGCCCAGACUGAGGAAACUCAGGAGACUGCCCUCACGCUGGCCUGCUGUGGUGGCUUCAGGGAUGUGGCUGACCUACUGAUCAAGGCCGGUGCUGACCUGGAGCUGGGUGCAUCCACACCUCUCAUGGAGGCUGCUCAGGAGGGCCACAGGGAUCUUGUGGAGUAUCUUAUUGAUGCUGGGGCAAAUGUCAAUGCUCAGACCUCCACUGGAGACACCGCUCUGACCUAUGCUUGUGAGAAUGGCCACACUGAUGUAGCAGACCUCUUGCUUCAGGCUGGGGCUAAUUUGGAGCAUGAGAGCGAGGGAGGCCGCACGCCCCUUAUGAAGGCCUGCAGGGCAGGCCACCUGUGCACGGUGCAGUUCCUCAUAGUAAAGAGUGCAGAUGUGAACAAAACUACCACCAACAAUGACCACACCCCGCUGUCCCUGGCAUGUGCUGGAGGACACCUUCCUGUGGUGGAGCUGCUGCUGGUUCAUGGUGCAGACCCACACCAUAAGCUAAAGGAUAACUCCACCAUGCUGAUGGAAGCCAGUCGGGGAGGACACACCAAGGUGGUGCAGCUGCUCAUUGACUUCCCCAACUCCAUCUCUCACCUGUUGCCUGUGGUUGCUCAACCCCACCCCAGUGUGGCCGGGGGCACCACUGGGGGGACGGGAGAGGUGACCACUGGUGCCUCUUUCCUGGAAGGGGACCCACACCCUCUCCCCAUGGGUCUAACUGUGGUCUCCAGCUCAGACCCUCAGACUCCUCUAGUGCUCAAUGCAAAUCAAGCUUUAUUUAAUGAUAUGGAUGAGGGAGGAGUCCCAGGAGGCUCAGCAGUGGUUGCUGGAACUCAGGCCACAGUGACAAAGGUGAAUCGCACCAAGAAUAACCGCAAGCCUGCGUCCAGCACGGCACUUCCCACCACGCUCACUGCAGGCCUCACGCCACCUGCCCCUGCUGUCACGACUGAUAAGACUGUUACCAGUGAAACUCAAACUACCAAGAUUACAUCUGCAAACAACAGUGGCAAAAGUGAAUAUACCCUGUUGACACCGACAUCCCCCACCUCCCCUCCACCCCCUGGCAAUCCCCCUGAGGAAGCAGGAACACUUCUGCGGCCCUGUGAUCGCCUUGACCAGUAUGUGGAUAACCUUGUGAAGAAAGCAGAGCAGCCACACCAGAAUCGUGAGGAGCAAAUCUUACAGAAGCAGCAGAUUCUUGAAGAGUUGCAGAGAGUUGAGAGGGAGUUACAGGGGAAGGUGAUUCCUUUCAGUGGCCCUUAUGAUGCCUCUCGCAGCAGUGGCAGCACCAGCAAUGCCCCUUGCAGCAGUGGGGCCUCUAUCAGCACCUUAGCCAGCAGCAGCAACUCCAGCACCACCUCUAGUACUAGCAUCAUUGCAGGCAGCACUUCUUUGGCAGCUCCCUUGGCAUACCCCCCUGCCUCUCUACACAGCCAUGUGCCCAUUGCCACUCACACGGUAGAGACACAGACUGGCUUUCCUCCAGGUGCUGCUGGGUGGACCAGCCUGCCCCCAGGGGUAGUCAUGUCAGAUUUGCCCCCUGUGGUGUCUCUAUAUGGGGGUGCAGCAGCCUCUGCCUCCCAUCUGCCAGUCUCUCUUCCAGCUGAAGGAGCUCAAGUACCCUCCUCUAUGUUUCCAGGGGGUACCUGCCCCCAGGAGACUGCCGCUGCUUAUUCUGCUUCAUCUGCUUACCACACCCCAACCUCUCCUCCCUCUCUUCCCACACAUAGUAUUUCAUCCUCUGGUCCAGCCACAGUAAAUGUUCCUGUCUCAGAAAGACCUAAGAUGGUACCCUCAAAGAAGGUAGACAAGAAGAAACUGCAAUUACAGCAACAACAGAAGCAACAACAGCCUUCUUCUCAGCCUCAAUCUAUGAUGGUGGUGCAGCGUAGCUCAGGCGUGCCACAGAUUCAGGUUCAACCUGUCCAAUUAACCCAUGGUGUGGAUGGCUCCUACAGUUGUCCAGUGACUGGGCUCACCUCUCAACCCUUGCUUGUCCCUGGAGGAAGUGUGACCUCCCUCCCACCACCUCCUCCCCCAGGUGUUUUGCAUCCUACCAGUGGAGCCUCACAAUGCCAUCCCCCUCCCCCACCACCCCUCCCUCCAACGCUACUUGUAGAGACCACUCAUGAGCACAGCUGCCAGGGCAAGGGCAAGACAGAAGCUGUUGCACCAAGAGGGAAGAUGGAUAAGAAGAGAAGUGUUCCCUCUGAGUGUGACUGUCCAGGUGUCUUACCAAGUGAAGAAGCCAUCAGUAGUGCUGCCUUGAGUAAGGAAAACAGUGGAGCCAGUCGAGAUAGUGAGCCAGGGGCAGAGGUGGCCCCUCUCACUUCCAUUAGCACCCCACUGCAACUCUCCACGGGGCUUGGGCCAGCCCCUACCGCGGGACUGCAGUUUGUACCCAACACACUCGUAUCCACACCUCAUCUACAGUUUGCACCUUUCCAAGUUGGCACAGGCUCUGUGCCUUUGCAGUAUAGCCAUUUGUCUGCUCUGGGGAUGGGGCAGGCAGUGGCCAGUCAGCCAGUCACCAGUCAGACUGCUGCUGCAGCAGCUGUAGCAGCCCAGCAACUACAAGUCAUAGGUCCUUCAGGUGUGUCCUCUACUACCAGUAGCAGUGUGACCAGUGCCAGUGCCAGCACCCCUCCUGUGACAGGAGCUGCAUUAUCUAAUAAGUCCCAGGUGAAGAAGUUCUUACUCCAUCCUCCUCAACUCGGAAUCAAUACCACGGAACUGAGCGGGCAGCAGAGGGCAUCCUCCAUGGGACCCCUCCUCCACACCAGCCCUGCAGCACCCCACCCACCCAGCCUCAACCAGCCCUCCAAGAAGAGCAAGAAACAGGUCCGUGGCAAUGCCAACAAGCAGGAGAGAGAGGGUCAUCUCAGUCUCCCUGUAAGUGUGGAUGGAGCUGUAGUCCAGGAUGGGACAUCAGCUUCCCAUCACCAAACAGUUGCAGCAGGGCUACCUCUGGACUCCUCUGGUCAAGGUGUGGUAUAUGCAAACACCCACACAAUGGCCCACUUUCCAGCUACCAUUGCAGCCCCGUCUGGUACUCUGCCCCUCACUAAUGGACCAGUGACAACAUUUGGUCAGGGCCUUCACAUGAAUGAAACUGGGUUAAUGGUAGCCACCCCAGCUGCCCCAGCCAAGAUCCUCAAUGACCAGUUACCAGAUAUGAUCACCACACCUACUGCCCAGGUGGGUGGUGGUCAACUGGGAGUGGGUGGAGUGCCUGUGUCUGUGGCUGUUCCUUACAUGGGUGACGGAAGUGUUCAGUAUGAUGGCUCAGCUGGGAUUGGUCCUGGAGGUGUGUGCCAUUAUUCAACACCGAUGCCGUCAAACCUCGUGGAUGUAGACAUCGAAACAGAUUCCAAUCACGACACUGCCCUCACUCUGGCAUGUGCUGGCGGCCAUGAGGAACUGGUGCGGCUUCUCCUCACUCGUGGGGCCAAUAUUGAACACCGAGACAAGAAAGGAUUCACUCCCCUCAUUCUGGCAGCCACUGCUGGCCAUGCCAAGGUAGUGGAGGCCCUGCUGAACGCCGGUGCCCACAUUGAAGCCCAGUCUGAGCGUACCAAGGACACUCCUCUCUCCCUGGCCUGUUCUGGGGGCAGAUAUGAGGUUGUGGAAAUCUUGCUGCAGCGAGGUGCCAACAAGGAACACCGUAAUGUGUCUGACUACACCCCACUCUCCCUGGCAGCCUCUGGGGGCUUCGUUAAUAUUAUCAAGCUUCUGCUAGACAACGGGGCAGAGAUUAACUCUCGCACUGGUUCUAAGCUGGGCAUCUCUCCACUCAUGCUGGCUGCCAUGAAUGGACAUGUUGCAGCUGUCAAGCUCCUUUUGGAUAUGGGUUCAGAUAUCAAUGCCCAGAUUGAGACCAACCGCAACACGGCCCUCACACUGGCCUGCUUCCAGGGUCGCCAUGAAGUGGUGUCCCUCCUGCUGGACCGCAAGGCCAAUGUGGAACACCGGGCAAAGACUGGCUUGACCCCCUUGAUGGAAGCAGCUAGUGGAGGCUAUGUGGAGGUGGGCAGAGUACUGCUUGACAAGGGUGCAGAUGUCAAUGCCCCUCCUGUACCUUCCUCAAGGGACACAGCUCUCACCAUUGCUGCUGACAAAGGCCAUUACAAGUUUGUGGAGCUCCUUAUUCAGAGAGGUGCACAAGUGGAGGUGAAAAACAAGAAAGGCAACUCUCCUUUAUGGUUGGCAGCCAAUGGUGGCCACUUGGAGGUGGUACAACUCCUCUAUAGUGCAGCAGCAGACAUUGACUCCGAGGACAACCGGCGAGUCUCCUGUCUGAUGGCAGCAUUCAAGCGUGGUCACUAUAAAGUGGUAAAGUACAUGGUACGCAACGUGUCUCAGUUUCCUUCAGACCAGGAACUGCAACGAUAUAUUGCCACACUGGGAGAUAAAGAGCUCAUCACCAAGUGCACCAACUGUCUGGAAGUGAUAAGGGCAGCAAAAGACAAGCAAGCUCUAGAAGCCAACAAGAAUGCCUCCAUCCUGCUGGAGGAGCUGGAGCAGGAACGCUCACGAGAGGAAUCCAAGAAGGCAGCUGCCUCCAGACGAAGACUUAAAAAGAAGGCCAAGAAACAAGAAAAGAAAGAAGAAAAGAGACGCAUGGAGGAAGUCAAACGUAAUGAUGAUGCCAGUGACAACUAUGAAGAUGAUGAAUUUGAAAAUGGCAGCAAUGAGGAUCAAGAGCAGCCGGAAGAUCAGAGCAAGAGGGAGAAGAAUGAAGUGAAUGCCCUUCAGCGUGCUGUGGACCAGAUUGCUCCUGAAGAGAAGGAUGGUGACAGCGGCAUUGACUCGAAUAGUCAGACCAGUGCCACCUCAGAGACGAAGCCAGCAGAAGAGAAGGAUAAGCAGAGUAAGAGGACUAAGAAGAAAAGGAAGGAAUCAUCUGCGAAGGAUGCGAAUGGCACUGCUGGUCAGAAGCUCAGUGCCGCGCCAUCCUCCGUCCCUCACAGUGAAAGUAGUGAGCUGAAGAAGUCAGCAUCCACCACAUCUGCCUCCACUGUCACUCAGCCACACUCCAGUGCCUCAAAUAAUACCUCCUCCAAAAGCAAGAAGAAGAAGGAAGAGGAGAACAAAGCUAGUGGGGUCAUGAGUGAACUAAAUAUCUUCCAUGUUGAUAACGUUAAGCCCACAUCCAACAAUGUCAACAAUAAAAAAGGCAGCCAUGAUUCCUCUCGCAUCAGUGCCCUUGACACCUUUGGGGAAGUGGACCAUUAUGUGACUCCUAUCCCUGGCUUGGUGGGCAGUGCCUCUACUACACUUAGUGCCCCCUCACUCAGUCCCAAUGCUAAGUCUGCACCAGGCCUGGGAACCAGCCCCAAGAAAGGAACACGGAGAGAAGAAGGUUGGAAGGAGGUGAGUCGCAAGGCAAAGAAAGUGGCUGUUCCUAAUAGUGCCAUCAGUCGUGUCAUUGGGCGUGGAGGCUGUAACAUCAACACUAUCCGUGAGGUGUCUGGCGCCCACAUAGAGGUGGAGAAACAAGGAAAGAGUCAGGGUGACCGCAUGAUUAGUAUCAAGGGUUCCACCGAGGCUACACGGCAAGCACAGAACCUCAUCUCAGCCCUUGUCAAGGACCCUGACAAAGACUUGUCAGAGUUGCUUCCAAAGUCAGUGACCAAAGUUGCUCCCAAACCUUCAAAAAUUAAUUCUGAUUCCAUGGGCCAAGGUGGAGGCAAGGGACUCAGACCAGCAAGCACCAUCGGCAUUAGCAUGGCCACUGUCACAUCAUCUACUGUCAGCAUAUCGGUAGCCAAAUCUGGUACCACCACCACCACUGCCUGGUCCAAUGCUGUGUCCUCCCCAAAGCGUACACCAGCUCAAGGACGACCCGUGUCUGGUGGAGGCCUCCCCGGCGCCAACUCCAAGAGUCCAGCAGUGCGGCAGCUGUUCCCAGGGGACAAAAAGGCUGGACCACCUCAGUCUGUUGCUAAAAUCAUGAACCCAAACCUCCCAAGUAGUGCAUCCAUGCAGGUUGAACCACCACAGACAUUUGCUGCCAAGCUUGCUGACCACAAAAAUAUUAACAAGAGUUCCACACCACCCUUGGUAGCUUCUCCAAAGCCUGCACCACACCAAGGAAUUAACAACAGCAAUGCUGUCAAUGUCAACAAUAACACUGCCACCAUUGCUAUUGCCAGCAACAGCAACAACAAUAAUAGUGUUAUGAAUGCUGUUGAAAGUGGAGCUGCAGAGGAUAACAAAGCUAAUCCUGAGGCCAACAAUAACAACACCAAUGCCAACAAUAAUAACAACAGUGGUGGCCCUGUUGGUCAGCAGUAUUCUAUCUUCAAUAACCGGUUAAGCCAGGUGACUCACGAAGCUAUGUGGGGCCCCAAGGAGAAGCAGGUUAAUUUUGCAGCCGUUGCAGCAGCUGGGUUGGUGCCUAAUGGUAGUAGUGGCAACAAGAUGAUGCCACAGCCUCAUCAGCCCCACCAACCCCAACUUCCCCAUGCUGCUUCCACUUCCUACCCUGAACCUGUGGAGCAGCCUCCAAUGGCUGAGGUGACUCGUGCUCCUGGGUACAGGGGCACUGCCUCCACUGUUACUGUUACUACCCACACCAGCCACAUGGCUUCAGUGUCCUCUGGGAGUCCCCCUGGGAGUGUACCUAUGCCCAUGCCUUUGUCUGGACCUCAUCAACCUGUGGCCAGCAACAUGGCCCGCAGUGCCCCAGGGACACCUGUGGCGUCCCCUUCCAUGAGGCCCAUUGCGCCUCCGCCUUCACGCCAGACAGCCACUCCCCCACCCAUUCCCCGGUCAUCGAUGGAGAUGGCUGCUGUUGCACCUUUUGCACUACUACCAGGCCCCUCACGCACCCCACCACCUGUGUUGUCUCCUCUGGUGAGGCUGCCCAUGCCUUCUGCCUCGCUAGGACCUGGUGCUCCCUUGCCACCCACCCGUGGUCCCUUGUCACAGUCUCCACUGAACAUGGGACAACAGCCUUACUCUGGAGUCUCCAUUGCUAGCUUGGCACCAGGUGGCCCUGUGUCAUCCAUGCCUCGUGGUCCCCUUCCUCCUCCAGACCACAAUGAACUGGUGAACUUGGCACCUGGACAGCCCUACCGUAAGGCUCCACCACCACCCUUGGAGAUGGGGUCAUUCCACCAACAGAAACAGCAGCAGCAACAGCAGCAACAGCAGCAGCAACAACAGCAACAGCAACAACAGCAGCAGCAGCAACAAUCUUUCUCUACCUUGGCUCAGCUGGCAGGCAUGAUGAAUGGGCCACGUUUCACCACCCCUCAGACCAAUACCCAUCCAGUUUUCACCAACAACAUUAUGGCUCCCAUCUCUGCUGCACCACAAAUACAGAGCAACCUCAACCCCAAUGCACCAGACUUUACCAGCAGGUCAGGAGCCUUUGUGCCGUCUGCCUUCCCUCCCCGCUCCCAGCUAGCUGCUUUUCAGAAUGGAGCCCCCACUGUCACUCCCUCACUAGGCUCUGCCUUUGGGGGAAUUGGGCAGUUCCCUGCAGGCAUUGAGGCAUCUCUGUCACUCCCUAAUACUUUGAAUGAUAUGAUGGGACUGAUGCCCCGCAAUCCUCCACCUUUAGCCUCCAUUCCUGUGUCAGUGGGUGGAAAUGCUGCAUUCAGAAACAGUGGUGGACCUAAUCAGGACAACACUUCACCCUUGGCCUCACCCCACUCCUCCAACCCUGCCUCCCCUACCCAGACUGCAUCCUCAGGCAACGCUGGAGGCCUUGCCCAGCUGCCUGAAGAACGUCACACCAAGCUGCAGCCCAUAGGCACUGAGCGGGCCCAGAAGAGAUCAGAGCGUUGUGCAGGCGUAGUUGGAGGAGGACGUGGGGGUGUUGGUGGUGUGUUCAACAAUGACAUCCCUUGGCCAAUGCCACUCCCAGAGAUGCUUGGAGCACCCCACAUGGAACGCACCCUUCCAGCAGCCAACCCAUACUACAAUGACCUGGACUUAAAUCAGUAUGGACAACUAUGGAACUGGGGUGACAUGAAUCCGCAAAUGUAAGACUACACCUCUGAUGUGAGGAAAGCAGCAGCAAUAGCAGCAACAGCAGUAUGAAGUGAUGGUGUGAGGAACUUGGUGGCACGGCAGAGCACCAGUGACUUAAGGAAUGGUGGCAGCAGCAGCAGCAGCGGGCCGGCACUCUCAUUGCUCACUCCGCAUAUUUCAUCAUCCUCAACAGAUCUGCUUGCCUCAAAAAUCUUCUGAAAUUACAUGCUUUUGAUUGUAGUCCUUGUGGUUUGGGUGACAUGUAAACUCAGUGAAAUUGCUUCUUCAAGAUGUAAGAAUUACGUGGAUGGUACCUGUAUGUACCAAUGUUUUAGGUCAUUAAAGCAUUUUAAAGUGCCACUUUAAAAUUGAGUGAUGUAUGAUAACUGUUAAUGUUUUCAAAGGUUUAAAGGCAACCUCAUAUGCAAUCGCUGUGGUGUCACUCGUGUUGACAUGGUUAUGAGAUUUUGUUGCUUGCCCACAUAAGGAUUAUUGGUAGCAUUAUGAUGCAACUCAUGGGUGGCCUCAUAAACUUGGUAGGAUAUAUUGGUGGGGUCUUGAACCACCACCACCUUAACAUGAGAGGACUCUGUUGUCCCGUGCGGCCGUUCCCACCGCCCCACUGAGCAGCCCAUCCCCUUCAAGGCUGCCCGGGGGCGGUGGUGUGCAAGAGCCGCCCAGUAGUGCACUUGGGCACACACUGCGCCUGCCCACUGAACUUGCUGCUGGCCUGGAUGGGCAGACUGGCCCCACUUGACCUACCCAUGCCUGCAGCCCCUGAUGACCGCUUGUAGUCGGCUUGUCACUGGUUCGCCCCGCACUGGGGUCUUCAUACACUCACGUUUGCAAUCUUGUGUUUACUUCAUUGUAUGCAAGUCAAGUCACUAGAAGGCAACGUAUUGUCUUGAGUUGAGCAACCCUUGGCAUUCCUUCCAUCCCUCCCAUCCCCUUUCCCCGCCCCCGCUGCCCGCCUCCCCCUCGCCAACAUCCACUCGGUGACGAGCGGCUACCAUACCGCCGCCUGCUCCAAGGUCGUACUUGUAUAUGCAGCAGUAAUUAUAAUAAAAGCUUAACUAUCCACACCUAAUAUGUGGAAACAUUAAAAAUUUAUCAGGCAGUAAGUUCAUUCUUUACCCUCGAGAGCUGCAUCAUCAUACUGUUGGAUCUGUGAUUACAGGGCUCUGGUCUGCUCUGCUGUUGAGGAUUUUCACAUUGAGGAACUUGCUUAUGUUGUAAUUCUGGAAAAUUUGUCAUGCAAGAUAGAAAGUCAUUGCAGUAAGUCACUUGUAGGUUUUUGGUUGCACGAUGAUUAUGACGCUAACGGAAUUUGUGUGUAGUGCUGAAGAGAAAGGAGUGAGAAUUAGAACCCAUGGAGGGUACUGUGGUGCAGCCUCUAGUAUGGAACAUAAUUGACAUCUUGGCUGUCAACACCCUCAGAUUUCUCACUUUUUAUUUGCCACAUCUUUGAGAUUGGAUGGAGUGGUUUUAUUCUUUGUAUUUGGUUGUUAAUGAAUUAUACAUGGAAAAUAGUUAAAA